AUGACGAGGCACCUCAGGGUUCCACUUUCAGCAAUUGAACCUCAGAUUCAAAACUGGAAAGCUUCAUCCGAAUCCAAUGUGCUAGAUCAACUUCUGACCUUAACCGCUGAGGAACAUGAAGCAUUGAAUUUUAUGGAGAUUCCCAACAAUAAGUCCCAAUUCGCUAUAUCAGACCUAGAAGUACUCGAAUGGGUUCAUAUUGGCAGAUAUCGCACAAUCAUUGCUAGCAUGGAGCAGAGUAAAGUCAGAGACAUAGUAUUGAUAACCAGGGUGAUGUCCAAGGAGCAUUCGACGUCAAUAAAGAAUGAGGAUUGGACAAAGAAAAAGCCAAGCGUUAACUACUCAAAGGCUGGUCGCAAAUACCCUAUCCUCAGCAAGUUAAAGCCCACGACAAAUUCAAAACCCAAUGAUCAACAAACACAGCGCAAAUGGCCACGGUGGAGAUUCCCUAUUCAACUGCAGUCAGCUUUCAAACAACGACAAAAGAAUUUCAAGACGAAUAAAAAGCAAGAAGGAGAAGCCAGCAUCGCUUCUUUUUCUACGCAGCUGAGAAAUACUCUAGAUCAUGAUAUCUCCUCUGAGGAUGCAGGGAACCGAAUCAGUGCAAGCAAUACGUUGCCACUUCCUCUUCCCAUUGGGUUAGAGUCUGCCCCAUCUGAGGAACCUCUACAAAACGAGUCUCCGUUUACCUCGCAACAAGAAUCAGCCAUUGAGGCAAUCCUCACACGCGUGCUACAAAGUACAAACAUGACUGGCCCCUCUUUGUCUCCUGGCUCACCCGGCCGCGAUUGUCUACCAGGUGCUCAAGGCCCGCGAGGUCCACCUGGUCCUCCUGGUCCUCCUGGUCCUCCUGGUCCUCCCGGUCCCAUCGGCCGCGCCGGUUCACCAGGUGCCCAAGGCCCGCAAGGUCUGCUUGGUCUUCACGGCCGCGACGGUCUUCCCGGUUGCCAAGGCCCGCAAGGUCUGACUGGUCUUCCUGGCCGCGACGGUUCACCAGGUCCCUCAGGCCCGCGAGGUCCACCUGGCCCUCCCGGUCCCCAAGGCCUGUCAGGUGCGACUGGUCUUCUCGGUUUCCUAGGCCGGCCCGGCCGCGAUGGUUCACCAGGUCCCCCAGGCCCGCGAGGUGCGCCUGGUCCUCCCGGUCCCCAAGGCCUGUCAGGUGCGACUGGUCUUUCCGGUCCCAUGGGCCCGCCCGGCUACGACGGUUCACCAGGUCCCCAAGGCCCGCGAGGUCCACCUGGCCCCCCCGGUCCCAAAGGCCAGGUAGGUUUGCCCGGCCGCGACGGUUCAGCAGGUCCCGUAGGCUGGACCAGCUACAACGGUUCAGCAGGUCCCCAAGGCCUGCCAGGUAAUUCUGGUUAUCCCAGUGAUCCAGGCACGUCAAGGCCGCAUGGCUAUGACGGUCUACCGGGCUUCGAUGAAUCAGCCUCCAGUUCCAGGGAGAGUCUUGCUUCAGAGAGCCGUAUUGAAGACAAUGGCACACACAAGACCCACUUGAAUCCCCAGAGUUUGCUUGGGGAAGAUUCAUUUAUGGCAAGCGUUUCGGAAGGCGAUAUUGAGCAUGGCGUCAGUUCAGGCGAAGAGACUAUUGACGUGGAUGAUGUGAACAGAACUGUGGAUCACCUAUUGGAUAGAUAUACUAUGUGA
Molecule: messenger RNA, 1647 nt
Organism: Penicillium canariense
Lineage: Eukaryota; Fungi; Ascomycota; Eurotiomycetes; Eurotiales; Aspergillaceae
Exons: 2
Coding region: 1-1647 (548 amino acids)
Source: RefSeq, a predicted model, not a curated record